GCGCGCGUGCGCGUGAAACACUCCUCGCGCCCGGCUGGUUGUUAGGCAAGCGCGAGCUACCUGUUAUGUCAUCUCCAGCGAGGAAACAUCUACAGAAGGACAACAGUAACAGCUAGAGCUCUUCUUCUUGUGAGUUGCGAACGAGUUCCGUGAAAACCAGUCAGAAUGUUGGGGGCAGUGGUUGUCGGCAUCGGCACAGCAGGCUGGGUUAGGAUCAGAGAUAUGUUGGCUCCUCUACUUGGCAGUCCUGCAGCAGAACUCAAUGUCAGAGGGUUCAUAUCCAGGAGAAGCUUAGACCCUCAGCAGGGUGUGAGUCAGAUCUCAGUAGAAGAAGCUGUGGGUAGAGAAGACAUUGAUGUGGCGUUCGUCUGCACUGAGAAUGCGUUGCACGAGGACAACGUCAGAACUUUUCUGCAGGCAGGAAAACACGUCUGUGUCGAGUAUCCCAUGACCAUGAACUACAAGGCUGCUGUGGAGCUCUGGGAUUUAGCCCAGAAAAAAGGAGUGAUUCUCCACGAGGAGCACAUUGAGCUGCUGACAGAAGACUACAAAGAACUGAAGAAAGAGGUGGAGGGUAAAAUCCUGCAGGAAGGUACUCUUCACUUUACAGGUGGAGCUCUGAAGCCUGGAUUUGGUUUCCCAGCAUUCAGUGGCAUUGCUCGCCUCACAUGGUUGGUCGAGUUGUUUGGUGAGCUGUCGGUCUCUGUAGCAACCAUGGAGGAAGACUCUGGUAACAACUGCAGCAAGAUGACUGCAACGCUGCUAACUUCUGACAACAGACCUCUGACAUGGAUUGAGGAGCGGGGGCCGGGCCUCCCCAGGGUCAAGAACAUCAACUUCUACUUUGACUGCUGCACUCUGACCCAGAUCCCACCGGCACCAAGAGGGAGUGUGGGCCUCUUCAUGCAGGACCUGAUCCACUUCUCUGCCAAGCUGGUGGGCCAAGUGAGUGCCGAGGAGCUCCAGAGAGAGAGAACCAGGGUGCUCCACUGUUUGCAAUUAGCAGAGAGGAUACGAGAACUUUGCUCAAGUUAAAUGUCUCCAUGAAAUAAUCCUAAAACUUUGGUUAAACAAGAGCUUAUCUUCAUAUUUCAUCACCAUGCCCUUAUGUUUUUGCAUUGUAUGUUGGAAAAAUGUUCAAAGUAUUACUUCAUAUUAUUUCAUUAAAAAAUAUUUAAUGCUGGUUGCAAGCAAAGUAAUUGAACACUUUGACAUGGUCCGCACAUAUUUCCACAUGGGUGCCUGAGAGAACGACUGGAAACAUCACACAAACAGUUCUCUAGAAUCCAGCAGCCUACAUUUACUCUAUCACACACACAUACCAGAGACCUUGUCUUAUAUACACACAACAUUGCAGUAUAGUUUUACCAUUAGAUGUUGACGGCUUCAUAUGAAGCUUUGAUUAUAAACCUGUUUUAUUAACAAUGUUUUAGCAUUAAUGCAUUCUACAAGUCAUUUUUGGUUCAAUGACUAACCAAAAAGGUUCCUUUUUAAGAGGAGGAGGAAUGUUAAAGACAAGCUAGUCAACAUGUCCACAUUGAAAGUAAACAGUUGAACUCUCCAUGUGUGAAUAAUCGAGCUGGAAUGCGACACUCAGCUUCAAUGUGGCUGAUGCAACAGAAGCAUCACAAUAUCAUACAAUGUCCUUAAUGAUCUAGCAAAUACAUUUUAUGUUAAUCAUUUCAAUCAUCAAUCCAUCAAAGUGGAAAAAAUAAAAAUGUCUUCACAACCUACAACAUUUUUCAAAAUGUUCUUUAGAUUAGUCCCAGGCGAGUGAUCUAUGACGGACUGAGUGAACGCUUUACCAGCCAUUCACAAGGACUAAUACUGAAACUGGACAAAGUGUGUUUACAGAAGUGGACAUUCCCCCCCCAGUACACCCCUCAACACAAAUCUGCUUAUAAAAGCAGUCAUUGUUUUAUAACUUUAAAAAGUUUCAGUAUUAUUUGACCUCAAAUAAAAGUCAGCAACAUCUAAAUGUAAAGCUUUGAACUACAGUAACCUUUGUCUGGUGAAGUGGAAAUGCAGCUCACUUGAAACUCUUCAGUAUAAACAACACGCUUUGUCAGCAAGAACAGCUGCACUAUAAUGAAAUCUGUGUGUUUGGGGUCUUUUGAGUGAACUGCCCAACAAAGGGAACCACAUUACAGAGGUGUAACUGGAACUGCUGUGGAUAUUUGAAAAUGUGUCCUUAGCAAGAUGCUAGUUUUAAGUUCCUACAAUUCUGAAGUACCGCUCAAUGUUUGAACUCACUCAACACUUAUUACAAAUGAUGAAUAUUCAUUACAAUCCUUAAUGAAUGCACCUCUACAGCUCCUGAAUAGAACACUAACAAACCGCCUUGAAGAAGUAGUCCGACCUAAAGCACAGCGAUUGCUUACGUGAGGAGUUUGUUUUUCAGGCUGAUGUACUUGGAUGUUGGUUUUGGCUGCAUCAUAUCAAGUCCCACAAACAGUCUUUGGAAGACUUCAAAAGUUUUGGCAAGUUUGGGAGGAUAAUCCAGAUUUAAGGCAUAGGUCAGGCCCAGGAGUAGGCAGCAGGCUCUGGACAUGCUAUCCAGACCCGUCAGCACCGGAGUUCCAUUGAUGAUGAUGCCCACUGCGUCUGGCUGCUGACACACAUAGAUCCUCAUGCUCUGUGUUUGAAGGUCCUGGUGCACUUUAUCCUCCUCUGUUCUCUAGAAAACAUGCAAACAUGGAUCCAUUUAUUUCAGUGUUGAGAGUAAAGAGCCCAAACUAUUCAAAUGGUUCCACUUUGUUACAGUCUCCAUGCUGCACUGUAUGUGUACAUUAGACUCAACGAACCAGGACUGAGCCGGGUAGACUGUCGGAUCCGGGUGCAGUAAACCAGGUUUUCUAAAGGGAGUAUGGCACUACAACUUCCAUCCAGAGGCCACAGAAAGUGUAAGUUUAAAUAAAUAAUCACAUGAAUGGAUUGCAAAAAAUAUAAAAAUUAAAUAAUGGUUUGUAAAAUAAUUGCAGAAAUUAUUAAAACUUUAAGAAGUUACAUUUUGUUAUAAUGGAGUAGUUAUUACAUUAAUACGCUUUUUGCACUUAUAGCUAUUUCAUAAAAGAUAUGUCUACUUUUAUUACAAAAUGUCACUUUCUUCAUAUUACAUUAGAUUACAGAUGAGCAAUUUUGGGGUUAAGUAUCUUGCUCAAGGACACAAGCAACGAGUGCAGCCUGAGCCGAUCCUCUGAUUGAAGAACGGCCCUGCUAUCCACUUCGCCACAGUCGACAUAUGAUUUAAAAUUUCUUUAAUAUUGAACAUUUUGUUGUUCCAUAUGAACAUUGAAACAGAUAUCAGAGAGGAUUAUUACCUGUUGAACUUAUGGAGACAGUAUGUUGAAGUGCAUGGGAGUUAUGGUUUUACUUUAGUUGUUCGUUUCAUUUUAGAUUGUGCUAUGUGCGCGCAUUCUCAGUGCUGCAAUGUUUUUAAGUGCAUGCAGUAUUAUCAUAGUCCAGUACUAACGGUAAUGUUUAGUGAACCACCAGAGCACCACACUGACACCUCAAAACUACAAGUACAACACAGUAAUUAGGACAGUACUUACAAAGUAGUCAGAGACUAGCUCCUGCACGGUCUCCCCCAAGUACUCAAUGAGGCAUCUCAGAGUCACGUCCCUCUUCUUCACCACUGAGGCAUGUGGGUCCUACAGUUAUUCAUCACAAUAAUAUUUC
Anarrhichthys ocellatus (wolf-eel) is the source of this 3681-nucleotide messenger RNA. RefSeq names its product biliverdin reductase A (gene blvra). NCBI's taxonomy places the organism in Eukaryota, Metazoa, Chordata, Actinopteri, Perciformes, Anarhichadidae. The transcript is spliced from 7 exons. The record is from RefSeq and is a predicted model, not a curated record. Gene Ontology annotation, molecular function: biliverdin reductase [NAD(P)H] activity; nucleotide binding; zinc ion binding. Gene Ontology annotation, biological process: heme catabolic process. The coding region runs from base 166 to 1035 and encodes 289 amino acids.